Molecule: messenger RNA, 1814 nt
Organism: Manihot esculenta (cassava)
Lineage: Eukaryota; Viridiplantae; Streptophyta; Magnoliopsida; Malpighiales; Euphorbiaceae
Product: flavonol 3-O-glucosyltransferase UGT89B1
Exons: 1
Coding region: 234-1664 (476 amino acids)
Molecular function (GO): UDP-glycosyltransferase activity
Source: RefSeq, a predicted model, not a curated record
ACUAGACAACACGUGGAAUCAAAUGCGUUUGUUUCCUUCACCACUCGGAGAAAGAAAAAAAAAAGAAAGAACAUCGUGACAGGCGUCAGGCGUGACGUAUAGCUGAUGAAGAGUUCAGAGUUGCCCUGUUUGCUCAUGAGCCAUGAAGUCAAUUAUAAACGCUUCAUUCACCCUUUUCCAUCUCCAUCUCCAUCUAUUGCACGAGAACAUAUCCCAUCAAUUGCCAUUCGGCGAUGUCCACCUCCUCCACAACCUGCUUGGGGGCGCACAUCCUGGUCUACCCUUAUCUGAGUUCUGGCCAUAUUAUCCCCCUCCUAGAUCUCACCAAUUGCUUGCUCAACCGCGGCCUCAUAAUCACUGUUCUAGUCACCGCCAACAACUUGCCUUUGCUUGACCCGCUCCUUUCCUCCCACCCCUCCUCGCAGCUCCAGUCGUUGGUCUUACCUCACCCUGAAAAUGUCCCUCCUUCUAAAAAUCGACUUGCCGCUAACAUACGAUUCCUGCGCCAAGUCCACUAUCCUCUCCUUCUCAAUUGGUUCCAAUCACAUAGUUCCCCUCCUGUUGCUAUUAUCUCCGAUUUUUUUCUCGGCUGGACUAACGAAUUCGCCUCCCAGGUCGCUGUGCCACGCAUUAUCUUUUCGCCGUCGGGGGCCUUUGCUUUCUCUGUUUCGACUUACCUUUGGCGUGAACAACCGCAAAACGAUCAUCCGGAAGACCUGAAUUUUUCACUUUCAUUUCCUAAGGUUCCGAAUUCCCCGACUUAUCCCUGGUGGCAAAUCUCUCACCUUUACAGGAUGCCAAAAGACGCUGAUUGGGAAUUUUUCAGAAAUUGCAACCUGGCUAAUUCGGAGAGUUGGGGAAUCAUAUUCAACUCAUUCGCUGAGUUAGAACGCGUUUACCUUGAUCACAUGAAAAGGAAGUUUCAAGAUGAUCGCGUGUGGGCUGUAGGUCCAGUUUUACCGUCGGACGAUGAUUUCAAGGGAGCAGCUAACCGUGGCGGGUCCAGCUCCGUGCCAUGUCAUGAUGUUCUGACAUGGCUUGAUUCCCGUAAAGACCAGUCAGUCGUGUACGUUUGCUUUGGAAGCCGAACAGCUCUGACGUGUAAGCAAAUGGAUGAGCUUGCAGCUGCGUUAGAGAAAAGCGGAGUUCAUUUUAUAUGGUGCGUUAGGCAACCAGUGGACCAAGGCCAAACAGCAGGCGAUUACGGUGUUCUGCCAGAUGGAUUUGAAGAUUGCGUAGCUGACAGAGGAUUCAUUAUAAAAGGAUGGGCCCCGCAGGUAGCCAUAUUAAGGCAUCAUGCGGUUGGCGCUUUCUUGACUCACUGCGGAUGGAACUCGGUGCUAGAAGGUAUCGCAGCAGGCGUAGUGAUGCUAACUUGGCCGAUGGGCGCGGACCAGUUCACUAACGCGCAGCUACUAGUUGAUCAGUUGCAUGUGGGGAUUCGAUUUGGUGAGGGGACUCUGAACGUACCUGAGUCAGCAGAAUUGGCUCGAAUUUUGGCACAAUCUGUAGCGGAAACUCUGCCGGAAAGAUUGAAAGCCCAAAAAUUGCAGGAGGAAGCCUUGGGUGCCACUAAAGGAGGGAGCUCCAGUACUGAUUUGGAUGGGUUGGUUCGAAGGCUAAACAAACUCAAACUUAAAAGGGAUGGUGGUGCGAUCAAUUGACCUGAAGGAAGAGAUGAGACAACGUCGCAUUGAUGCUCAAUUGGAUGCAUAGACAUAGCAGAAGGAAAUAAGAGAGGAUUGUGGUGUUUGAUGUCUCUAGUAGAGAAAAUUUAGUAAUUUGGAUUCUACCAAAUUGGAUUUUAGAAUUCA